AAGAAGCAGCAGCAGCAGCGCUCGAGUCUCGACCGUAACUCUCAUCACACCAAGACGCAUUCAGGCAAUUAAAGAAGUGAUGCUCCACAUUGCAAUGUUUAUACCGUCAGUCUCAUCCUUCGCAGUAGACACGCCGGAGCUGCAAUGAAGGCAGGGGCCUCGUCCAUGUGGGCUUCAUGCUGUGGUCUGCUGAAUGAAGUCAUGGGUACUGGGGCCGUCAGAGGCCAGCAGCCAGGGUUUGGAGCCGGUGCUGGACCCUUCAGAUUUGCCCCCAGUGCGGGAUACUCCACAUACCCGCCCACCAGCUCAGGGAGUCCCAGUCUUGUAUGCAAGGCCUGUGGUCAGGCCUUCUCAGUCUUCAGGAGGAAGUAUAUUUGCUGCGACUGCAAGAAGAGCUUCUGCUCGUUGUGCUCCGUGCUUCAGGAGAAUCUGCGCAUUUGUGCCACAUGUCAUUUGCUGAAAGCAACAGCUUUUCAGCGGCCACGGCUCAUGCGCCUACGAGUCAGGGACCUGCGUCAGUACUUGUUGCUCCGUAACAUCCCCACCGAUACCUGCAGGGAAAAAGAAGAUCUGGUGGACUUGGUGCUGUGUCACCAAGGCAUUGAGGAAGAGGAUGACCAUGACACGGGCAGCCUCCACUCGCGUUCCCUGUAUACGCCGACCCCUUCCACCACACAAUCAGCCUCAGAGCUGUCUGCUUUUGUCGCCUCUCAGGAGGAGCAGCUCAGCAGGAGUGAUAGCUCUGAUACCAACCAGGAUAUUGGCGAUGCCACAUCUGUGUCUCUCUUAAACCUGGACCCCAGUGAACACACUCCUGAGGUCAGUCCUCAGACGCGACGUCGGGCCAGGGCGUCUCUCUCGGACAUCUCCAGCUUGAGGGACAUCGAGGGCCUGUCUGUCAGGCAGCUGAAGGAGAUCCUGGCCAGGAACUUUGUAAACUAUUCAGGGUGCUGUGAGAAGUGGGAGCUGGUGGAGCGUGUCAGCAGACUGUACAGGGAGACAGAGGAGAACAGGAAAUCAUUGGAAAAUGUGAGCAGUACUGUAACCACAGACGGUGAGAAGGGUCCGCUGACGAUCCACGACGACAACCUCUGCAGAAUCUGCAUGGAUGCUAUGAUUGACUGCGUUCUCCUGGAGUGCGGUCACAUGGUCACCUGCACCAAGUGCGGGAAGAGGAUGAACGAGUGCCCGAUCUGCAGGCAGUACGUCGUGAGGGCCGUGCAUGUAUUCAAGUCCUAAUGCACCCCUGCAACACCACAGCACCUGCUUCAGAGCAGCAGCUCAGACUGAGACUGUACCUUAAAUCAACCAUGCAGCUCAUAACCCUCGAUUCCCCAAAAGACUUUUUUUUGUGGAUGUUCCAUGUUUGUAUUCCCCAAACUCUCACAUUAUUUGCACAUUGAAAUAUUAUGAGAAACGUGUUUUUCUUAAGAAUUUGACUUCAGUUUCACCAGUGGGCAGAGCGUAGGAUCGUACCCUCCUGAGUCAUUCCUCAAGUAAACAUAUCUCUAAUCCGUGUUCAUUCCUAAGUGUCUGUUUUGCUUUUCUUACAAUUUUUCAAAGCAAAGAAUGUGUGGCACUCAGCCACGUGCAGUCCUGUUAAACACAACUCAUCACCCUCAGAUCUGCCUAUGAACUGUAGCUUAAGAGCACAUCUCUUCACAACUGCUGCAACUGACUACAUAUCUUAGUAACACCAAGGAUAGGCGCACACUGGACCUCGCAACAGGAAAGAGGGCGAGUGAACAAGGUGCCAAAUAAUGGGUCAUGCCCUUAUACUUCUCACCCAUUUUUUCCCCUCCCGACUGCGUGGGUCAGUGUGCGGCUGUUGGUUUCUCAGCACGUCUUAACAGAAAGCACUUUGUUCACACUGUGUGUUGAUGCACCACUGCUCACAACCCACUGCAAACAGUGACAACGGUGGCUGAGGUAGCACUUGUACUAAUUAAUUCUUGAGUACUUAAAGGUUAACUUUGGUAUUUUUCAGCCUGGACCCAAUUUUCUCAUGUUUCUGUGUGUAAGUGAGUAAUGGGAACAACAAUUUUUGAAAUUGAUGUGGUAUUGAGCAACUGACAGCGCUGAAACAGCCUGCAAUAUAACCACUCAGGGCAUGUUAGCGCCCUCAGUUUAUGUCCACUAAAAGUGCUUAUUUUGCCACUGACAGGCUCAGAUUAUUAUUCUAAGUGUCUGACAACAUUACAACAACAUCUUGAGAGAGACAGACCUUUUAGACCUUUUGUUUAAGCAGGAAUAGCCCUAAAAUCGCCAUCACCAAACUCACCAGACUCUUAUUUAAGUAAGAAGCAAUUUAAUCAUUGUAAAACCCACCUCAUUCAAAGUAAAUAGAAACAAAUAGAACUCGGUUCGUCUCUUCACUUUUCCAACAAUCACCAAUUCUUUUUUUUUUUUUUUGAAACAAACAGUUAAUUCACCCAAUUAGAUGUGAAAAUAUACUGGUUCUAUACAUGGUGAAAUUAAAUGGAGUCCGGUGGGUUUUGCGAUUGCAGGGCUGUUUCUGGUUAAACAAAAAGGAUCGUGUUCUUUAACGAAAAGGUCUAUCUCUAUAGGUAACCUUUCCAUAAUAAUGUCAUACACCUAAAAUAAUCCGAUCCUGUCGGUGGCAAAAGUAACCACUUCUACUGGAUGCAAAUUGACGGUGCUUAUUUGUCCCGAGUGGUCACAUUGCAGUCUGUUUCGUGGCCGCCAGCUGCAGUUCUCUGACUGAACACUAUGGGAAUUUCAAGAAAUAUUAUUCCCUUUUAUUCCCUUUACUCACUUGAAAACAAAAAAAUGGGAAAAUUGGGUGCAGGUUUAAAACACCAAAAUUACCCUUCAAGCUUGACUGGUGAUAUUUGGAAGGUUACUAACUUAGAAAUCACUGAUCUUGUGUUUUCUUUUCAAGUGAAACUCAGUGUUACUCAGUCUACAAAUGAGCAGGUCCUCUGCCGCUGUGACUCGAGGAUAUUGCUGAUUGAUGUUGGUGAUUGAUGAUGAAGUUGAUGCAUUAUUGAUUAUAUUUACUUGUUUUGUUAUAGAAGCGCAUAUUGUAAUGUAUUACACAUUGAAAUAGUCAUACAAAGUCUGUCAUUACAGCAAUAGCUAACAUCCGCUGUCACCUCCGUCUCUGCACUUGAGUGGAGACAAAAGACAAAAACCGGUGCUAACUCAUCCAACCAUCUUCCCCGUUCUCCAGCUGAACUGUGGAUGUGAAACUCUGAAUGUUUUUGUUUUUGUUUUAUUUUUGUUUUGUCGUAUAUUGUUGGGAGUGGAAUGAAGUGUCUUAAUGCUUUUCAGUUGAUUUUCUUCUUAUGUAGGAGUAAUGUAUUGAACUAACUAUUCAAAGACAUAGUUACAAGUUUACUGACACCUGUGGUAUAGAAAGUAUAUAGAAAUAAUGACUUGCUAAUGUACAUUUGCAUAUAAUGAUCCAUAUGAGAUGUAUAUAUCUAUAUUUUUUCCAUUUGAUUUAAAUUGUGUAAUAUCAGAUUAUUGAAAUCUCCCUGGGAUUGGGUUAGGUUAUUAUUACAGAGUUCUGUUUUCCUGUCAAGUGGUUUUUAAAAAGUGUGUUUAAUCUGCAUAGGUUUGCUUGAACUAUCUGUCCCUCUUGAACCAGAGCAUGACGAGAACCUGUAUGACACCAGUUACAUUGCUACCCUCAUCUUCUCCACCUAUAAAACGUCCCUGUUUUAUUUUCUCUCACCCCAAUCCUGCUCAUUUCGAAGUCUCCAGCUCUGAACUGUACCCACACAAAGUCAACAUUGCUGCUAUUACAGUAAAGAUGUCCCCUACAAUCAUGAACAGUAGCUGAGCAGGUUGCACUUUUCCUUUAGAGAGGGUGUAAUUGUGUGCAAGGUUUGGUCUUUGUAUUUGGGAAUGUUGAACUUUUUAUUUUGGUAAUUAAAGAUUUUAAUUAAAGUC
Molecule: messenger RNA, 3918 nt
Organism: Epinephelus fuscoguttatus (brown-marbled grouper)
Lineage: Eukaryota; Metazoa; Chordata; Actinopteri; Perciformes; Serranidae
Gene: rnf34a
Product: ring finger protein 34a
Exons: 7
Coding region: 145-1239 (364 amino acids)
Biological process (GO): protein K48-linked ubiquitination; proteasome-mediated ubiquitin-dependent protein catabolic process; negative regulation of extrinsic apoptotic signaling pathway via death domain receptors
Cellular component (GO): plasma membrane; cytoplasm
Molecular function (GO): ubiquitin protein ligase activity
Source: RefSeq, a predicted model, not a curated record